This is a messenger RNA of Oldenlandia corymbosa var. corymbosa, 1593 nucleotides long. The record is from the annotation of a GenBank genome assembly. NCBI's taxonomy places the organism in Eukaryota, Viridiplantae, Streptophyta, Magnoliopsida, Gentianales, Rubiaceae.
AAAAAUUUUGGAAUAGCCCUUUAAUUAUAAUGAAUAUGACCCUAAAAAAGUGUAUGAUUCCGUUACAAAUGUUACUUUCAGUGUCUCCAAUUAAGUAAUGUGAUUUAUUCCAUCCAAACCCUUCCUCACAAAACCCCUCCUCAUCUAAUACUCUCACUCCCAUUCCUACCAUUUUUCCACUCCAAACACUCACUCCUUCACUUUGCUACUGCUUUAUAUUCCAUCCACUAGAAUUAUUGGUGUUUUCAUUUCUCCCAUAUGUCCUAAAUGCACCAUUUCGCCAUGGCUAAAAAGUUCCACCAAAUUCUCCCUUUGCUGCUAACUUUGACGAUAUUUGUAGUAUUGAAUUCAUCAUCAUCAGGGUCCAGAGUGGCUGCUCAGACUACUGCAUGUACUUCCUGCCUUCCACCACCAAUUACAUACUGCCCUCCGCCGCCGGUGCCGACUUAUUCUCCGCCACCGCCUCCACCGAGCGAAGUUUAUAGCUCUCCACCGCCGCCGCCGACGAGCACGAUUUACAGCCCUCCUCCACCACCUGGAUACUGGCCUUAUCCACCACCUCAAGGGCCAUCAUACUACAAUGCACCUCCCCCACCAAAUCCCAUAUUGCCUUACUUCCCAUUCUAUUUCUUGAAUCCUCCUCCGCCUUCUUCAGCAAAUGGGCUCAGCGUUCCAUCAACUACAUGCGUAGUCUUGAGCCUAAUGAUUCUACUACGGUAUUUAUCUUUAUGAAUUUUCUUUUCUUUUUUUCUUUUUUUUUUUUGGUUCUAGUCGAAGGCAGCAGAAGGAGUACUCCAGAAGUGGCAUUUGGUUCAAGUUUAACUUCAAGUUCAACCGCAUGAACCGUGGAUUUGUUCCAGUAAUAAAAAUUGGUCAGGGCUAGAAUGCAGCAAUAAAAGAUUCCCACGGAGAGUGAUGUUAGAAAAGCUAGACAGUCAGGCAGGAGUCAGGACCAUUUUAUAUCACUUUCUUCUUUUUCUCUUCUCUCCAUUUGUAAUUCAUUUUUCUCAACUUAUCAGCUUAAUUAUGCCAUUCAUUUCACGUGCCGUCGUCCAUAAUGAGCUUCAACUCUUCAAGCCAUUGUAAAUUGCCGACAACGAAUUUGUAGGUUCUCAGGGCAGUAAAAUAAAUUGGUGGUCGUGUCUGACGCGCAAGACGAUUGGUGGUUUUCCAAUUUGGGAUGAAGGAAGUUUUUAUCGUAUUCUUGAAAUAAUCUUCACGAUAUAUUGACCUACAUUUUUGUUGUGAUUCCCAGAAAUGCAACUGGGACAAAUCAUUUCAUGAAAGCAGAAUGUUUUUCCGACCUCGCAGCUGCAGAAAUUUUAACCGCGGCAAGAAAAGAAAAUGUAAUUUCACUUUCUUUUACUAGUACCAAUUAAACAUCUCGAGGGUGGCAAACAAUGUUACCUUAUUAUGUUGAGAUGUCGCCGUCCUAAUAAUAACACAAACAAACGACCAACAACUAAAACCAGCUCAGAAGCCUCAAAUACCAAUUCAGGGUGAUCAAUUCAUUGAUGAACUAUGACACAAAACAUAUGGGACUAGACAUAACGCAAUUAUUGAUCCCCCCAAAAUGUCAAAGCAGUCCGUUAG